AUGGAUUCCCCGCCGCCUGAGGAUAACAUACUUGAGCUAAUGUCAAAUCUCGACAAGACCCAAUUGGAGAAGCUUUGGAAGCUACGUAAGUUGACGAGUCUUAACGAGGACCAAGUACAGGAGCUGCAGAGGCUGCACUACCUCUACGAACUCGGAUUUCUCAUCGACCUAGCCAAGAAAGCACCUGACGGCAUCCAUAAUCUGGUAUGCGACAGACUCGACACACAGCCCGUUGAUGAUUAUGUGACUGAUUUCGAGAUCCGGCGCGGCAUUUUUUACCGAAUCACACGUGUUGCGUGCUGGUCGGCACGCGGCGGGAUUAAUGCAGCGCUAUUUGCAGUCCUCAUGGUGGCCCCGGUGCAUGUUUUACAGUCGAAACUUGCUGCGUUGGAGGAUAGCUACUAUGAUCGCAAAAACCAGACUGAAGUCGAUGAGAUGCUUUCUCAAUGGCAAAUCACGAGUGUAAACGGCAUCCAAGCAUUUGUUAAUAAAGGAGGCUCUCAAAAAGGAGUGUCAGCGGCGGCACCAUUGAUGGCAAAUAGUCAACCGAUCAUUCUUCAACCAGCGCCGACUGCUCAAUCACCAAAUCAUACGCAAAUGUCCGAGGCAGUGAAGCUUUGCAAGCGACGAGACAACAAUAUAUGCUGUUUCACCAGCAUGUCCGACGCACACGAAGCUUAUAUUUUCCCCGUCGACGGAACGGAAAAUACAACUAUGAUAACGGAUAUGCUCGAGAUGUUUUGGGACGCAGAUACAGUGACGCAACUCGUUCCAUUGAUCAAGGACCGUAAUAUUAUAGAAUCUCCUCAAAACCUAAUCUCCAUGAAUGGCCUACUUCAUACCUGGUUCGAUGACUGCAAAAUGGCGCUCAAACCAAUAGGAGAGACAGAAAAUGGCGUUGUCGUUCAAUUUCACUGGCUUAGGGAGGGCAAUUACAAGCCCAACUCUGUCGAAGCGGAUUUCGGCACUUUCACGACGCAAAGUGGCAUUAAUCAAGAGUCGGAUAAUCCGGCUCAUAGACCUAAUUUCCAGCUCCUCAAGAUGUCAUGGGAUCUCCGUCGUGUUGCUGCAAUAUGUGGCGCUGCAGUUGGAGAACCCUGGGAGGAGUCGGAUGAUGAGAAAUACAUGGAUUACUAUAGCGAGGACGAGACUUGUUCAUCUGUUUCAGAAGAGAACAACUAUCCUGAGGUGUUGCGGUGGAGGGAAGAGGUUGAGGGUGGGAUCGAGAUUGAAACUGAUGUCAUGAUUGAAACUGAUGUCAUGAUUGAAACUGAUGUCAAGGCUGAAACUGAUGUUGACAUUGAAACUGAUGUCGAGAUGGAGACGGACGAAGAUGGACAGCCCGGUGAUGAUUUUAAAGAGCCUUUUUAG
This is a messenger RNA of Trichoderma breve, 1371 nucleotides long. Its product is annotated as HNH endonuclease domain-containing protein. The transcript has 4 exons. Bases 1 to 1371 code for a protein of 456 amino acids. Lineage: Eukaryota; Fungi; Ascomycota; Sordariomycetes; Hypocreales; Hypocreaceae. The record is from RefSeq and is a predicted model, not a curated record.